UGUCUUCAAACAAGUCCGCGCCCCCUUCCUGUUUCCAGAGCUGCGGGUCGCUCUUCAUCCUUUGCAGAAUGAAAGUUGCGUCCGUGCUUUCUGGAAACUGUUUAAAACUCACCGCCAGGACCUAGAACCAGUCAUUUUUAUGAACUGCUCCACCGUCUCGGCGUAAAAGCCGCCAUCGGUAAGCCAGAAGGUUCCGGCUGAGAGGAGAAGACUGCUGCGGGCCUUUUCUGGGAUGGCCGGCGGAAGGAGAGGACCGAACCGGACCUCCUACUGCCGAACCCCCUUGAACGAGCCGGGCUCCGUGGGCAAUGGGAACCACUCCACCAGCUCCCCCGUCACGUCGGUCCGGUCCCGCGCCCGGAGUGGCUCCGGCACGGGGAUGUCCAGCCCGCCCCUGGCCGCCCAGACGGUGGUGCCCCUGAAGCACUGCAAGAUCCCAGAGCUGUCCAGGGACAAGAGCGUGCUGUUCGAGCUCCACCUCUUCUUCUGCCACCUCAUCGCUCUGUUUGUCCAUUACAUCAACAUCUACAAGACCGUGUGGUGGUACCCUGCCUCGCACCCCCCCUCCCACACCUCCCUGAAUUUCCACCUCAUUGACUACAACCUGCUUGUCUUCACUAUCACUGUGUUGGCGCGCAGGCUGAUCGCAGCCAUUGUGAAAGAGGCCUCUCAGAGCAGCCGGCUGUCGGUCCCUCACUCCGUCUUCCUGGUGACGGCCCGGUUCGCGGUCCUGACGGGGACGGGCUGGAGCCUGUGUCGCUCCAUGAUCUAUCUCUGCAGGACGUACUCGCUCCUCAACCUGCUGUUCCUGUGUUACCCGUUCGGGAUGUACCUCCCUUUCUUCCGGCUGAACUGCGACGUCCGGGGGCCCGGCCUCCUGGCCCCGGUCACCAGCAUCGGCGCCAGGGAGGGCGGGCCGGCGCACGGGGGCAGGGGCAAGGACUACCUGAGCGUGCUGAAGGAGACCUGGAAGCAGCACACCAGCCAGCUGCGGGGGGAGGAGGCCAUGCCCACCCACGCCUGCUGCCUGUCGCCGGACCUCAUCCGCAAGGAGGUGGAGUACCUCAAGGCAGACUUCAACUCGCGCAUGAAGGACGUGCUGGUCAGCUCCAUGCUCAGCGCCUACUACGUGGCCUUCGUCCCCGUCUGGUUUGUGAAAAGCACGCAGUACUAUGACAAGAGGUGGUCCUGCGAGCUCUUCAUCCUGGUGGCGGUCAGCACCUCCGUGAUCCUGAUGCGCCACCUGCUGCCCCCACGCUACUGCGACCUCCUGCACAAGGCCGCCGCCCACCUGGGCUGCUGGCAGAAAGUGGACCCCUCCCUCUGCUCCAACGUCCUGCAGCACACGUGGACAGAAGAGUACAUGUGGCCACACGGAGUCCUGGUCAAACACAACAAGAAUGUCUACAAAGCAAUGGGUCACUAUAAUGUAGCAGUUCCUUCGGAUGUAUCACAUUAUCGAUUUUAUUUUUUCUUCAACAAGCCCUUGCGAAUAUUGAACAUCCUUAUCAUCCUGGAGGGGGCAAUGAUAUUCUACCAGCUCUACUCCUUGAUCUGUUCAGAGAAGUGGCACCAGACGAUAUCGCUGGCUUUAAUCCUCUUCAGUAAUUAUUAUGCCUUCUUCAAAUUACUCCGGGACAGGAUAGUACUAGGGAAGGCUUACUCGUAUUCCUCAAGCAGCACUUCUGACCAGAAAAUAAGUUAAAUGUUGCCAUGGAACAACUACAGAAUAUGCCAGAGAGCUUUGUAUUUUUUCUACAAGUGCUUUUUUUUCUUCGUGUCGUUGUUGUUUGUUUUUGGUUCUUUUCUGCCAU
Molecule: messenger RNA, 1814 nt
Organism: Lepisosteus oculatus (spotted gar)
Lineage: Eukaryota; Metazoa; Chordata; Actinopteri; Semionotiformes; Lepisosteidae
Gene: tmem39b
Product: transmembrane protein 39B
Cellular component (GO): membrane
Source: RefSeq, a predicted model, not a curated record